Pocillopora damicornis (cauliflower coral) is the source of this 5277-nucleotide messenger RNA. RefSeq names its product NEDD4-binding protein 2. The record is from RefSeq and is a predicted model, not a curated record. NCBI's taxonomy places the organism in Eukaryota, Metazoa, Cnidaria, Anthozoa, Scleractinia, Pocilloporidae. Gene Ontology annotation, molecular function: endonuclease activity; ubiquitin binding. Gene Ontology annotation, cellular component: nucleus.
UUCAAAUAUGGCCACUGUGCACCGUCGUCAUCAGCUUCCAUAUUGAUUUUGGUUGAGUUAGGAAAUAAUGAAGAACAUACCAGGGUCAUUUACCUUAACGUAACGUUUCAAAAUGCCUAGGAGAAGAAAUCAAAGUCCAGAUGCCCCAUCAUCAGGGAAAGAUUCGACAGAGAAAGUACCGAAAGAUAACGACGUUCAGCUGAGAUGGCGAGAGAACACGCUUUUCGAACUGCAGAAUAUGUUUUCCGGUUCAAUAGAUCCUGGAGUUGUUCAGCUGGUACUUUCAGAGAGUGAUUAUAAUGUAAAUGAUGCUGUGGAGAAGCUUUUUGUCCUAAGUGGAAUAGAGCAAGGACAGACAGAAAGCCAAGCUAUUCCAGACAGUCGCCCUUCUAAAUCAUCAUUGGAAAAUCAGAAACCUAAUUAUCAACAUGGUAUAUCAAAUGCUGGUCGGGAAGCCCAUAAAGUUGACUCCCAGUUUAAAGGAAUUCAGGCUGGAGCUUCUUCUGACAAUUCCAGUUCGUCAGUUAUUAAAAGCAGUUUUACACAGACAUCAAAAGGAAAAAUAGCACUUUUAUCACAAUAUAGCACAAGUGAUAGUCAUCAUCAAGGAGAAGUUCCAAGGUCUUUGCCACAUUAUAAGCCAACAUCAGGUGUGUCAUAUGGUGCAGAUAGAACAGUGUCACCUGAAGGAGUGUUGCUUCAUGUAGGCACUGACAAUACAAGCUCUGUUACAUCAUCAGGCUUACCAGAUUUUCCUGAUUAUGUUGCCCUGCAAUUUAACACUUUAACAAACCAGGCAAAUACUCCCUAUGCUGAGCUGUUGUCUUCUCAAAAACCUACAAUUCACCAAAGAGAUAUGCAAAGUGAAGAUUUAGAACCACCUGCUGGUCCUGACCAUUGUGAACAUAGUAAACCAAAAACUAUUAACCUACCUAUCCAUGAUCAGGAACUUAAAGGAAACUUAGAGUCAUACAACAAACAAGUAAUAUCUGGAAGCAGUAGCACAGAGCAAACAAAAAAAAUACCUCUGGGUUGCAGUGAAAAGAAACCAUUAGAUUUUGAAUUCAGCAGAAAAGAACAACAAGUUGAAAGCUCAUCUACAACAGAUAGAAGUGACAACACCAAUCCUCGAGUGUCAUGCAAUGAAGGUCAGAGGACUUCAAAUGAUCACAACUGUAACUAUAACCAUUUAAAUUUCUAUCAAAACACCUCAAAGACAUCUCUGAAGCAUAAUGAUGAUACACCUCAGUUGCAACACAGAACAAAUACUGUCCAACAACUACAACUUCAUCACAAUGAAAACAGUAAGUCAAAAGAAACAAUGUCUCAACCACCAGCCAUUCAAAGACAAAUUUACCCAUAUCUACGACCUCAAGGGUUCAGUCAAACAUCAAAUGUCUCUCAACAAAGAUUUCCCAUUAUGCCAGUAGUACCAGCUGUAUGGCAUCCAGGCCUACUGACUCAAAGAUUUCCAGGACAUGUUCCAACCCAAUACCUUCAAGGGCCACUCUCAACAAAUCCUUGCUUUUCAUUUGGAGCACCCUGCAUGGCUGCUGUAACAAGACCAGUCAGACAUGGGUUUGGUGUAAGGGGCUCGAUGUCACCACCAACUAAGCAGAAAGUGCUCAUCCUUAUGAGAGGAUUACCAGGAAGCGGAAAGACCUUCCUUGCACAAAAGCUCAAAGGGCGUGAUGGUGUUGUGCUCUCAACAGAUGACUACUUUUAUAGAAAUCAGCGAUAUAAAUUUGAUGCUAGCUCCCUUGGAGAGGCACAUGAGUGGAAUCAAUCCAGAGCUAAAACUGCUAUGGAGUCACAACAAUCCCCACUGAUCAUUGACAACACCAAUACACAGUCGUGGGAAAUGAAACCUUAUAUUUCUAUGGCAGUUAAGUAUGGCUACCACAUCAAAAUUGUUGAACCUAACACUCCAUGGAAAUGGGAUGUGAAAGAACUGGUCAGACGGAACCAACAUGGAGUGACUUAUGCGGCGAUUACAAGAAUGAAAGAACGUUAUGAACAUAACCUCUCUGUGGAAACCUUAAAGAAAUCUGAGAGACAUACUGACGCAAGGAAGACUGAGGACGAACUUGAGACUAAAAAGGUAAUUGAUAUAAAAAGCUACAGCGGUGGCCCCAGGUCACAAACUUCCUCUAUACAAACAGGUUCUGCUGACUUGAUUACGAGUCCAACGGAGGGCUGUAGAGUCUCCUCAGGUAAAAGAACUGCUUCAAAACAGGAAAAGAGCGGAAAUAUAAGCUCUCCCAAGGUCACAGAAUGCGCAAACACACCCUCGGUAGGUGAUGGGAUUCAUGGGCAUAUGGGGUUAAGCACGAGAGGGUUCGAUCGGCCUGAGGAAACUGAUUGCAAAUCAAAAACUGGAGGGAGUAAAAAAAGUGAAUGUAAUUCUAAAAUUCGUGGGAUUGAUAACGGUGAGUUUGGAGAAGGAGCACAUGCUUUGAUUUCAAGUUUUAGUCCUAAGCCACAACGAGCCCCAAGGAUGAGAAUUAAGAGGUCGCCAAAUACUCAACAGUCUGUCACCACAAAGUUGUCGUCACUUGAUUAUAAAGGUGACAAAAGCGAUAAACUCCGUGGGACCUUUACGUCACAUGAAAAUCACGAGAUAAUCCACGAGAUUGAAAAGUCUAGAGAGGGGAUUUCACCCAAAAAACUCGGUGCGGUAUCAUGUGUUGAAAAGUUAUCAGCACUCGCAUCCUUGGCUUACACUCGAACGUCUCCUCCACCUGACCAUUUAGAUGGAACUCUUGAAAAAAGCCGGCCUGGCGUAGAAACGGUGGAAGAGUCACGGUCAUCACCCUCCCCUUUCUUAGACAGUUCGUUUAUUAGUCAAACUUCUCCUGAAGAAAAUGGGCAUCAUUUUCAGUGUGUUGACGAAGAACAAGAAAACGAUGAACGCGCUUGCGAGACGUGCACAGGAGAAGCCAGUAAGGAAGUGCAUAUUACAUCAAUGGUCAAUUGUGACGAAUAUCUUGAAAGUGGUAAGUCUCUGCCCCUCAAAAAUAUCCUUGACGGUGAUGCGAUUCUCAGAGGUGAAAAUGACGCGCAAAUUGGAGAACCCUCGGAGAGCAAAUAUUUCCCUACACCACCACCCCUAUCGGAAAUUCUGGCCUCGGCCUCGAGAACGAGGUCGAAGAGUCGUCCAAAAUCUACAAGCGAGCCACUGCAGCUUGUUACAGACAACGCGAGCCCGCUGCAGGAAAAUGGUAAUCAUCUGUAUUCUGAACCAAAUCUUACAGAAAAGGCGUUGGAACAUGAGGUUUGUGAUGGAAAUCCGGAUCCAAAAGACAGAACAUUCGAUGAAGAUGUUUCAACUAGUAAACAGAGCCAGUCUAACCUACCUUACUUGCUAAAUCCACUACAGCCGAGCUCAUCUGAGAACUCACAGAAUCAGCGGCAUGCUGGGCUGGAGUUUUUGAAAACAUGUUUCCCGGAUGUGGACUGUGAUUUAAUGAAUGCAAUUUUGACCGCGAAGGGUGGUGAUCUAACGAAAGUGGUUGACGAAUUACUCAUGCGUUCUAAAGCUCCCUCGGCUGAGUUAUCGACAUUUCCAGCAGAUUCACUUUACUUUGCCUCACAGCAAGAAAUCUUUGACUCUCCGAGCCGUGUGGCGCAGAAAUCUUCGAGUCCAACCGAAGAAACAGUAAAUGCCGCUAGUGCACCUCAAACACAAAGCAAUGUUGGCGGUGAAAACAACAAACUCGCUGGUGAACUGUCCUCACAAAUGUAUUUAGCACCAAAGGUAUCAUCUCAAGCCCAGUCUCCGCGUUCAAACACAACUUUUCAGCUGACCCUUGAGCCUGCAGUUGCCUUGCACCUGAUUGAGCUGUUUGGUCCGUUUGCUGGAGUUGACUUUCAAGACAAUAUUAGUAGAGAAGAUUUAGUCAUAGCUGUAGACUGCUCGUUAGCAAGACAGCUGUACAAAAAGUGGGAGCAUACUAUUCAGACAAGAAAGGGGAUACCUGUUGCUGGUUUAGGAUGUAAACAGAGGGCGAAAGGGAAACCAACCGUUAACAACCAGUUGGAUAGAGAUCAGAUCCCCGACAUUCAGCAGUCAACUCCUCGUUUCCCCACAGAACCUCAAGCAACAGGAACCUUGAGAGAGAUAAUGGAUGAACAACUGGCUGUGGAACUCAGCAGAAAUCUGCCUAAUGUGACUGAGCAAGAUAUGGCAACGAAACUAAAGAAGCAGAAGCUUUUUGAAAUGUUCCCUGGCGUAGAUCCUGUAGCAUUGGAGGAAGUCUUUCAAGCAAAUGGGUUUGAAUUGGCUCCAUCAGUAGAAGCUGUGAAAGCGUCUUGUAAUUUGUCUGGUCAAGACGCUCCUACCACUGUUAUUGCAUCAGGGUUUAGCGGCCGGUUUGUUGAUAAAAAAGCAACAAAAGAGGAAAGGGCUGAAGACUGGAGCUGGUUAGACUUGGACGUGCCUUCUCGGCCAAACUCGGACGUAUCCUCCUUCCAGACUCUUGAGGAUCCAAGCUACCUGGAUUACCGCGCUGAAGCAUUUCAACAUUACAAUUUAAGGGAUGAGUGUUUUAAGAAAGCUGCACUGGCCUUCUCCAAGAAACAAGGGCAGCUGGCACAGUUUUAUGCCCAGCAGGGUCACUUGCACACCGAGAAAAUAAAAGAAGCCAAUGCACGUGCAGCGGCAUUAAUUCUGGAUCAAAAGAAUGAGUUGACGGACGAUAACACCAUUGAUUUACAUGGUUUGCACGUUACAGAGGCCAUUGAAGCUCUUGAAAACAUGUUGAGCGAACGGAUUGACUCUUGUAGUAGUUUGGCUAGGAAAGGUUGCAAGUUCCUCAAUGUUGUAACAGGAAGAGGAAAUCACAGUCGCGGUGGUAAAGCCCGAAUAAAACCUGCCAUCAUUGAGUAUCUCAAAAAACACAACUACAGGUUUACCGAACCACACCCUGGUCUUGUUAAAGUUUUCCUGUAGCUGCCAAGUUUUUUACCGAGCUGACACGACUGGACGUAACUAUACUUAAAAGCUUCAUGUAAGAACCUUGCAGGCGAGGGACUAAGUUCAGGUUAUCCUCUUUUAUUCGCUCGAGAAUUCUUUUCUUAGGAAUGAAAGAUAGAAGAUAGAAAAUGAAGAUGGAAUUUGUCAAUUUUAAAUAUCUGUAAUUUCAACAAUCACACAGAUACUUGGUCUAUGUGCAAUAUAUAUAAAAAAAGCAAAAUAAUGUAGUGUUCGUGUGUAAUAAAUUAUAUUUUCAUGAGUCUCUCUUAUGAAUAAAAAGUGAGCGUUCUGAUUUGUGCUAA